This is a messenger RNA of Eimeria tenella, 1779 nucleotides long. RefSeq lists its product as uncharacterized. The coding region runs from base 1 to 1779 and encodes 592 amino acids. Lineage: Eukaryota; Apicomplexa; Conoidasida; Eucoccidiorida; Eimeriidae. The record is from RefSeq and is a predicted model, not a curated record. The transcript has a single exon.
AUGGGGGCCCCUCUGCGCAGCAUAGACCUCGACAAACUGCAAAUUGACUGGUCUUCUAUAGAUCGCCUCCUUUCUGAUUUCCAGGGGGCCCCCGAGCCUCUAGGGGCCCCCGAGGGCCCCCCUGGGGGCCCCUCUAGGGGCCCCCCUGGGGGCCCUCCUGGGGGCCCUCCUGGGGGCCCCUCUGGGGACCCCCCAGGGGGCCCCUCUGGGGACUCCAGACCCUCUUUGGAGGCUUCAGAUGCCUCUGAAGCCACAUUUGGGGUUUCAGGGGAUUCGGGGGCGCCCCAAGAGCAGCAGCAGGCGGCCCUCCAAGAGCAGCAGCAGCAGCAGCAGCAGGGGGGCCCCCAGCAGCAGCAGGGGGGCCCCUCGCGCCAGAAGCGGGGCCGCAGCAUUUCCGCUGUUAAGGGCCGAAGGCAAAAGUGCCCCGGCUGUGGAGUCCAGCGGUCCUUCUACUGCUGCAAGUGCUGCUGCCUCCUUGGGCCUGCAGCAGCAGCAGCAGCAGCAGCAGCAGCAGAAGCACCAGCGGCAGCGGCAUUCCCACCAGCAGCAGCAGCAUUCCCACCAGCAGCAGCAGCAGCACCACCCCCACCAGCAGCAGCAGCACCCACCCCAGCAGCAGCAGCAGCACCCCCAGCAGCAGCAGCAGCAGCAGCAGGAGGAGUGUGGGUGCCUCGGGUGCGGCUGCCGUUUCGUCUGCACAUAAUUCGCCACCCGAAAGAAAAAGCUUCGAAGUCUUCUGCAGUCCCUUUGGCUUUUGCUGCUCCUCGGGAAGUUUUGCUGUACGAAGCAGACCUCAGCAGCAACUCCAUCAAAAGAAUUGGGCCCCUGCAGCAGCAGCAGCAGCAGCAGCAGCAGCAGCAGCAGCGGGGGCCGCACCAGGGACGGGGGGGCGAGAAGGCAGAGCGGCAGCAGCAGCAGGGGGACGGGCAGGAAGACCCUGCUGCUGCUGCUGCUGCUAGAGUCCCAGCAGCAGCAGCAGCAGCAGCAGCAGCAGGGGCAGCAGGGGCUCCGUGGGCGGAGGGCCGGGCGGUGCUGCUGCUGCCGGGAGCAGCAGCAGCAGCAGCAGCAGCAGUGGACUGGCAGCGAGUGCAAGAUGUUGUGCUGCUGGACUGCACUUGGUACCAAGCAGCAGCAAUGAGCCGCCUUGCUGCUGUUGCUGCGCUGCAGCGGGUGCAGCUCAGCAGCAGCAGCAGCAGCAACUUCUGGAGGAGACACAAAAACGGAGAGCUCUUUUUCCUCUCAACAGCAGAAGCAGCUUAUCUUGUCCUCAGGGAAUACGACAUGCGCCGAAGGGCAAACCAAGCUGCUGCUGCUGCUGCUGCUGCUGCUCUUGCUCCCGCUGCUGCUGCGUGUGCUGCUGCUGGCGGUGCUGCAGUGGAGGCAAAGGCGCAGGCCGCAGACGAGGCAGCAGCCGGCGCAGCAACAGCAGCAGCAAAAGCAGCAGCAGCAGCAGGCACAGUAGCAGCUGCAGCACCAACCGCCCACAACAACCAGCAGCAGCAGCAGCAGGGAGAGCAGCGGCAGAGCCAGCCGCAAAAACAGCAGCAGCAGCAGCAGGAACCGCAGCAGCACAGCCAGCAACAGGACCAGCAGCAAGACCAGCAGCAGCAGCAGCAGCAGCAAGAGAGUCUGCUGGUCCCGGCUCUGAAGGCGGAAGAGGAGCAGCAGCUGUGGAGUUCUUACGAAGGCGAUUAUGACAAUUUGCUGUUUUGGUUUUGUUUAAUUAAAAAGACAAUUCAACAAGCAGCAGAAGCCAGAAGUCCCAAACGCACUUUUUAG